This is a messenger RNA of Cynara cardunculus var. scolymus (artichoke), 882 nucleotides long. Its product is annotated as 50S ribosomal protein L17-like. Gene Ontology annotation, molecular function: structural constituent of ribosome. Lineage: Eukaryota; Viridiplantae; Streptophyta; Magnoliopsida; Asterales; Asteraceae. Gene Ontology annotation, biological process: translation. The transcript has 7 exons. The record is from RefSeq and is a predicted model, not a curated record. Gene Ontology annotation, cellular component: ribosome; large ribosomal subunit. The coding region runs from base 101 to 583 and encodes 160 amino acids.
GGGAUCAUCGUCUUCACCGUCUCUCUGACACUAGCAGCAAUAGUAGCAGCAGCUCCUCCGACUCCACUGGUGUUUACUUCUGUUAUUCUGGUUAAGCAUCAUGACAAAGUUCAGGAAGCUCAAUCGUCCUACUGGUCAUCGAAUGUCCAUGCUCAGGACCAUGGUCUCGCAGCUGGUGAAACACGAACGCAUAGAAACUACUGUUGCCAAGGCAAAAGAAGUUCGUCGUCUUGCUGAUAACAUGGUGCAGCUUGGGAAAGAGGGAACCCUUUUUGCUGCUAGGCGGGCUGCUGCCUUUGUGCGAGGAGAUGAUGUUAUUCACAAACUAUUUACAGAGCUGGCUUACAGAUACAAAGAUAGGGCAGGAGGAUAUACGAGAGUGCUUCGAACUCGGAUUCGAGUUGGUGAUGCCGCACCAAUGGCGUAUAUAGAGUUCAUAGACAGGGAGAACGAGCUUAGGCAGUCGAAACCCCCGGCCCCACAACCAGCUCAAAGGCCACCGUUGGAUCCUUGGACAAGAUCUCAGCUUAGCCGGAGUUUUGCACCUCCUAAAGAAGUCAAAAGCUCCGAAGCCGAGGAUUGAAACUUCUUUUCAUUGGAACCAUCCAUUCCGGAAGGAAUAAAAGGUAUUCAAAACAAUAGCGAUUAAACUUCUAGAACAAUACGCAGAGUUUGUAGCGACAUUUUUGGCAUUCAGAUGUUUCAUUUUGUAUGGCAUAAACUUCUGCAUAGAAGUUUAUUGAGUCCUGUUCUGCUCGUUGAGGGCGGAAUUGGACUCUACAGUAUGAUCAUAAAAUCGAAUCAUCCGUUCCGAAAGGAAUAGAAGGUGUUCAAAACACUAGCAUUUAAACUUCUAGAACAAUACACGGAGUUCGUAGCGAC